UCCAUAAUGGCUGAGGGUGAGGCCCUGGUGCAUAUGAGGAUCAGUCUCUGGCUGCUAUGGUUUGGGGUGUUUUUGGUCCUUUCUGGAUUAUCCCAGGUCGGGCACUUCCAAUAUCACAGCCUCCCAGAAGUGGUGAUUUCCAUGAUGUUAACUGGAACUGGCAGACAUAUGAAGGCUUCAGGUUGGCUCUCCUACAACAUGAACUUUGGGAGCCAGGGGCACAUUGUACACGCAAAGACCAAGAAGCUGUUGGUACCCAGGCAGUUGUCUGUGUUUACCUACACAGGCCAGGGUGCUCUCCUCAAAGACCACCUUUUCAUCAUGAAUGACUGCUAUUAUGAUGGUUAUGUGGAGGGGGACUCAGGAUCUCUGGUUGCCCUCAGUACUUGUUUUGGGGGCUUUGGAGGAAUAGCGCAGAUAAAGGACAUUACUUAUGAAAUCAAGCCCAAAAGAUUCUCUGACUCAUUAGAACACCUGGUAUAUAAAGUGAACAGUGAAAAGGCACAGUCCCAACCCCUGAGAUGUGGCUUAUCAGAAGAGGAAAUUGCAAGACAAUUGAAGCUUCAAGAGAGUGAAAAUUCCACUCUGACACAAGGCACCAACGAUGCAUGGUGGACCCAUAAGUGGUUUAUUGAACUGGCAGUGGUGGCAGACUAUAAUCUAUUCCUUCAUUGCAACUGUAAUAUCUCAAAAGUGUGGGAGACUGUUUUCGAUAUUAUCCAUAAAGUUGAUUCAAUUUAUAGCCCAUUGAGUGUUGAAAUCACUUUAUUAAUGCUUCAAAUCUGGAAUGUAAUAAACCCAUUUCCACUUAUUAGCUCAUCUAAAUGCUAG
Messenger RNA from Loxodonta africana (African savanna elephant), 831 nucleotides. RefSeq names its product disintegrin and metalloproteinase domain-containing protein 21-like. Gene Ontology annotation, molecular function: metalloendopeptidase activity. The record is from RefSeq and is a predicted model, not a curated record. Lineage: Eukaryota; Metazoa; Chordata; Mammalia; Proboscidea; Elephantidae. Gene Ontology annotation, cellular component: sperm head plasma membrane; plasma membrane; external side of plasma membrane. Bases 7 to 831 code for a protein of 274 amino acids. The transcript has a single exon. Gene Ontology annotation, biological process: proteolysis; male gonad development.